AGAGAGAUAUAACAAGAGAGUGUGAGGAAACACAUAUCUGCAUAUAAAUUGUUGAAGUUAAUAUUUUUAUUUUUUAUUGCGUGUGGAUCAAUUGGCUAUAUUAAUAGUAAUAUCAGUAAAAUGAAAAGUGAAACCCUAUUCCAAAACUAUAUUACAACACACACAACACACACACACAUGAAAUUAUAUAUAAAUAAGUAAUAAAAAUUGCGAGAAUUUUAUUUCCUCCGCUUCUGCUCUUUCUGCUGCUGCUUUUUUCUUUUCCCUGCGACCUCUCUAAUCUCUCUUGACUACUCAUUCGCCUAAUUAUUGAACAAAGCUUCGUUCUUUCUUAAUUAAGGUGACGUAGAGGAAGUGUGCCGGGUAUUACGGAGUGGGGAAAAUGGCUGGAGUUGCAACUGAGGAGGCUGGAGCUGGACGAUCAUUUGAAGGUGUUUCAACUGGGCAACAGCAGCUGCGAUGUCAGUCUGGGGAAGCAUUAGCUGAAUGGCGGUCUUCAGAGCAGGUUGAAAAUGGGAGUCCAUCCACUUCUCCCCCUUACUGGGACAGUGACGACGACGACGAUGAUGGAGGACCCAAGCCAUCUGACUUAUAUGGAAAGUAUACAUGGAAGAUUGAUAAGUUUUCUCAAAUUAACAAAAGAGAACUUCGCAGCAAUGCAUUUGAAGUUGGAGGCUACAAAUGGUAUAUUUUGAUUUAUCCACAAGGCUGUGAUGUCUGCAAUCAUCUCUCUUUAUUUCUUUGUGUUGCAAAUCAUGACAAGCUUCUUCCAGGGUGGAGUCAUUUUGCCCAGUUCACAAUUGCUGUAGUGAAUAAAGAUCCAAAAAAAUCCAAAUAUUCUGAUACAUUGCAUCGUUUUUGGAAGAAGGAACAUGACUGGGGAUGGAAGAAAUUUAUGGAGCUAUCAAAGGUGCUAGAUGGGUUUAUUGAUGCUGAUACUUUGAUAAUUAAAGCUCAAGUUCAGGUUAUUAGGGAGAGAGCAGAUCGACCUUUUCGUUGCCUUGACUGUCAGUAUCGGAGGGAACUUGUAAGAGUGUAUUUAACGAAUGUCGAGCAGAUUUGUCGGCGUUUUGUGGAAGAACGUAGGGCAAAACUAGGAAAGCUAUUAGAGGAUAAAGCUAGAUGGUCCAGUUUCUGUGCUUUCUGGUUGGGUAUGGACCAAAGUUCCCGGCGCCGUAUGUCCCGAGAGAAGUCAGAGUCCAUUCUGAAAGUUGUUGUGAAGCAUUUUUUCAUAGAAAAGGAAGUGACAUCUACACUUGUCAUGGAUUCUUUGUAUAGUGGUUUGAAAGCUCUUGAAGGCCAGAAUAAGGGUAAGAAGAGUAGGGGCAAGUAUUUAGAGGCAGAAGAACUACCGGUUCCUAUAGUUGGCAUUGAGAAAGAUACAUUCAUUUUGGUGGAUGAUGUAUUGCUAUUGCUUGAGCGGGCUGCUAUGGAACCUUUGCCUCCAAAGGAUGAGAAAGGUCCCCAAAAUCGUACUAAGGAUGGGACUGCAGGAGAGGAGUUCAACAAAGAUUCUAUCGAACGUGAUGAGAGGAGACUUACUGAAUUGGGUCGCCGAACUAUUGAGAUAUUUGUCCUAGCCCACAUCUUCAGUAAAAUUGAAGUGGCAUACCAAGAGGCCGUUGCCUUGAAGAAGCAAGAAGAACUCAUUCGUGAAGAGGAGGCAGCUUGGCUUGCUGAAAUUGAGCAAAAAACCAGGCGAGGAGUCGAUAAAGAAAAGAAGUCUAAAAAGAAACAGGGAAAACAGAAAAAGAAUAAUCGCAAAGGAAAGGAUAAAGUAAAGGAUGAAAAAACCAGCUGCACUGUCCAUGACAAGAUCGAGCAAGAUAGUUCUACAGCUGACAGAAUAGAGAUAACUGCUGAGCCAGAAAUUGUACUUGAAAAACCCGAGGCAAUUGAAGAUGCUUCUGAUGCAUCUGAUUCUGUAGAUGGUGUUCCUGAAAUACUCCUACCAGAUUCUGACGACAGAGAUGUCAGUCCUGUCAAUUGGGAUACAGAUACUUCUGAAGUGCACCCUCCCAUAGGAGCGAGUGGCAGUGCAACUAGAGGUCUUUCUGCUGUGCAGAAUGGCACAGAAGGAAGAACAUUAUCUGCCGUAGAUGAUAGCUCUUCAACUUGUUCCUCUGACUCAGUGCUUUCUGUUAGAAGUGGGCCACAGAAAGGCAAUUCUUGUUAUGAUAAAAACCAAAAAUCUCCUAGCAGAGGGAGGAACAACCACAGCAAGAAGACUUCUGGCACAUGUGAAUGGGUUAAUGAAGAACCUAGUCAACCAUUUGAAUCUGUUCAGGAUGCAAGGCAUACAAACGACACAUCUCGAAGUCCGAUUGCAGUUGAACAUCUGUCUCAGGCUGCUGGUCGGUCUUUGCAGGAGAAGGUGAGAAAUGGGAAUGUGCAGAAAGCAGGAAAAAAGGUUGAAGAAACUGGUUCCCUGCUUAAAUUUUCAAAAACUAAAGAUGCCAUCGAUGCUGAAGCAUGUGGGGACAGUGGUGCACGUGUAACUUCCUCGCCAAAGAGCCCUUCAAAUGGAACACUGUUAGUUGGUCCAGUGAAGGUUGAUACGAAGAGCAAUGCUCCAGUUGGUCAAUCCGUGGUCAAGAAACCAUCUUCUGAUAGUCCUAAACAAUCUAGUAACUCGGUGCUUCCAGCAAAUUCAUCUGAAAAUAUUCCCACAUCGAAAGCUGUACCUCAAAAAUUUGUGACCUUAAGACCUGCUGAGAAACCCGCUGGAUAUCAAAAGCACGGUGCAAAUGAGAAGAUUCUGAUACAGGAAGGGAUUGAACCUGCCCCGCAGAAGUUUGCAGCAUCAAAACCUGCUGAGAAACCCUCUGGAUAUCAGAAACCCGUUGCAACUGAAAAGCUUCCCUCACAUGAAGUGCCAGUCACGUCUGACAAGCCCUCCAUUCCGUCUAUACCUGUUAUGUCAAGACCCUUGAGUGCCCCUCUAGUAGCUGGUCCUAGGCCUGCGGUUUCCAUGGUUUCAAUGGUGCAAACAGCACCUGUGCUGGCACGCUCAGUUAGUGCUGCUGGUCGGCUGGGCCCCGAAAGUACUGCAUAUGGAACACAGAGUUACGUUCCACAAUCCUAUCGAAAUGCAAUGAUGGGUGGUCCUGUUGCUGGAAGUUCGUCUACCUAUUCUCAGAACCAUUCUGCCAGUUCAGUGGUAAAUCCAUCACAUUCGUACUCACAAGCACAGACACAUGUAUCUGCGCCACUGUUUUCGCCACACAGCUCUGAUAGGAUGGAUACUAAUCCGACCAAGCCGAGCCUCUCGUUUGGGAUGUUGAAUCAUCAUGAUAAUAUGUUGCAGAAUGGGUCUCUGUGGAUGGAUCGCCCUCAAAGGGGGGUGGACGGUAGUAGAAAUCUACACACUGAUCAUAAUUCGCUGGCGAAUGAGCUUCAUGGUCUCGAAUUGAACGGUCCAAUGCACAGCAGAUCUCAGGAACACCUGCCAUCCGAGUAUCCGGCCUGCACGUCGGGUCGUCUAAACCAUCAUGUACUGCCGGAUGAAUUCCCACACCUCGACAUCAUCAAUGACCUGCUCGAUGACGGGCACGGAGUCGGGAUGGCGUCCAGAGUGAACUCCGACUAUCAAAUGUUCAGCAGCGCGCCACAUCACAUUAACAGGCAGUAUACCUUCCCUGGCGACCCCAACAUGUCGGGCGGAGCCGGCCCAUCAGCAAGCGCGUGCAGGUUCGACAGAACGCGAAGUUAUCACGAGGACGGAUACCAACACGGUUACGGCGCGCCCGGGAGAAGUUACGACACCCUCAGGGAUAUGGUCCCGCCAGGGAGUUCGCGGCCGUAUGCAAAUGGGCAGGUCGAUAGUUACAUGGCCAGCCAGUGGCAGAUGGCGGGUUCGGAUCCGCCGUUGUUGAGGAACAUGGACAGUGAUGGGUAUCCUUAUCAUUUACCAGAGUAUCAGAACCUCAGUGUUGGUAUCAAUGGCUAUACAGUAUUCAGACCUUCAAAUGGACUUUGAAAAGCUUGAAAUAGAACGUGAUGAUGGCCUAAAACUCAGGUUAUGCUACGAAAUAAUUUAUCCAAGGGGAGGAAAAAAGAAGUGAUGAUUUUUAGAUUUGAAGUUGAGGUUGUAACCUUUAUGGCAAAGAUUACAUCUUGUAAAGGGUUUUUUUCUGCUUUUCUUUUCUUCUUAUUUUCUGAAAUGUUGAGGUUCCUGAAUAAUGUUGGUCUCAAUUUUAGCAUUUUCUCGAA
This is a messenger RNA of Salvia miltiorrhiza (redroot sage), 4212 nucleotides long. Its product is annotated as TNF receptor-associated factor homolog 1b-like. Gene Ontology annotation, molecular function: protein binding. The transcript has 13 exons. Lineage: Eukaryota; Viridiplantae; Streptophyta; Magnoliopsida; Lamiales; Lamiaceae. The coding region runs from base 383 to 3979 and encodes 1198 amino acids. The record is from RefSeq and is a predicted model, not a curated record.